AUGUCAUUGCUCAUGGCUCCUCUACCUCUGAUGUUUCUGCUCAUGAUUCCAGGAGUUUAUGGUCAGAAUUGGGGUGUGCAUUAUGGCUCUUCACACAUCUGUGCACUAAAGGACUCAUCAGUGAUAAUGAGCUGCACUUAUACAUACCCUACUGGACUUCAGAUCAAGAAAGUGUUCUGGACCAAAGCACUUGUUAAAAAUGCUGAUAAUGAGUUUCCAGAUCUGUCUGAGGAUACAGAAUACAGUCAGAGGCUUCAGUAUCUGGGAGAUAAACAGCAGAGCUGCACCAUCAGACUGAGUCAUGUCACACAGAAGGACGAACACAUGUACUAUUUCAGAUUCAUCACUGAUAAAGAUAAUGGAAAAUGGCGUGGCGAACCAGGAGUGACUCUUACUGUGACAGAUCUUCAGGUGGAGGCUCCUGAGAGAGUGACAGAGGGAGAUUCAGUGCGUCUGACAUGUAAAAGCAGCUGCACUCUGACUGACAGAGCAACAUUCAUCUGGUACAGAAACUCACAGCCAUUAACUGAGAGAAGAGACAGAAACAAUCAACUCCUGCUGCAGCCAGUCAGAAGAGAGGAUGCAGGCAGAUACAGCUGUGCUCUACAUGAACACACUUACAUCUCUCCUGCUGUUCAUCUCAAUGUCACGUAUCCUCCAGAGAAUCCUGUGAUCUUCAUCAGUCCAUGUUGUGAAAUAGUGGAGGGUGAUUCAGUGACUCUGAGCUGCAUCAGUGAUUCAAACCCACCUGCAGAUAUCAGCUGGUUUAAAAGAGGAAUGUUUGUAGGAUUUGGAAUAAACUACAACAUCUCAAAGAUCAGCUCUGAUCACAGUGAAGAAUACAAGUGCAAGUCCAGAAAUAAACAUGGAGAGAAAUACUCUGAUGCUGCGACUUUAAACAUCAUGUAUCCUCCCAGGAACGUCUCAGUGUCUAUAAAUGGAUCUGGUGAAGUAGAAGAAGAUUCAGUGACUCUGAGCUGCAGCAGUGAUUCAAACCCACCUGCAGAAAUCAGCUGGUUUAAGGAGAAUCAAAGCUCAGCUGUUGGAUCUGGACAGAGUUUCAGUGCACUACAGAGUGGCCGCUUCUACUGUGAGGCUCACAAUCAACAUGGAUCUCAGAGAUCAGCAGUUUUAUCAGUGACCGUGUAUCGUAGUCUGGGUUGGCCUGUCUGGUUGGGAAUCACAGUCACGUGUGUAGGAUUAUUCAUCAUUAUCAUUAUCAUCGUGUUCAUAAUGAGAAAACGAAGAGGUGCAAAAGCUGAAGUCGUCACAGUAAAACAGGAUGAUCUGUACUCUAACGUAAACGAGAGGGAUGCUCACAUGUCUGAAUCAGCCGUUUGUGAUGAUGCUCCGUAUGCCAGCGUUUCAUACAGCACACCCAGAAGAGACGGAAACGAAGACGCUGAGGAGAUCCAGUACGUGACCGUCCAACAUCACAAAACCAAACCGAUGCAGAGAGCAGAGGAGAACGAAAACCAGUACGGCAAUCUCAGGAUUCACCAGCCUGGUGCUGCCAUGAGGCGAUCAGAUGUGAAGACUGUGGAAGAGGACUCUGCGAUCUACAGCAGCGUCAAAUGAAUGACAGA
Molecule: messenger RNA, 1586 nt
Organism: Sinocyclocheilus grahami
Lineage: Eukaryota; Metazoa; Chordata; Actinopteri; Cypriniformes; Cyprinidae
Product: sialoadhesin-like
Exons: 9
Coding region: 1-1578 (525 amino acids)
Source: RefSeq, a predicted model, not a curated record